Messenger RNA from Meriones unguiculatus (Mongolian gerbil), 3892 nucleotides. RefSeq names its product ectonucleotide pyrophosphatase/phosphodiesterase 3 (gene Enpp3). The coding region runs from base 92 to 2713 and encodes 873 amino acids. Gene Ontology annotation, biological process: nucleoside triphosphate catabolic process. The transcript has 25 exons. Gene Ontology annotation, molecular function: nucleoside triphosphate diphosphatase activity; metal ion binding; nucleic acid binding. The record is from RefSeq and is a predicted model, not a curated record. Lineage: Eukaryota; Metazoa; Chordata; Mammalia; Rodentia; Muridae.
GUGGCAAUCGGGACAGUUUCUUUUUCAGUGACCAGAGGAAAGAAAGCAUUAUUGUUUCCUGGCUAAACAGGUUUACUCCGCUGCGGGGCCAAUGGAUUCCAGGCUAUCCUUCACCUCGGAGGAGGAGCUCAUUAAGAAAGACAGUCUCAAGAAAUACAAAAUCCUCUGUGUGGUUCUUCUUGCUUUGUUGGUGAUUGUGACGCUUGGAUUAGGCCUGGGACUUGGGCUCAGGAAACCUGAAGAACAAGGCAGCUGCAGAAGACAAUGCUUUGACUCAUCUUAUAGAGGACUGGAGGGCUGCCGGUGUGACUCUCGAUGUACAGGCCGAGGAGACUGUUGUUGGGACUUUGAGGAUGCCUGUGUGAAGUCAACUCAAGCAUGGACGUGCAAUUCAUUUCGCUGCGGGGAGAGCAGACUGCAGGGCAGCCUCUGCUCCUGUGCUGACGAUUGUUUGCAGAGGAAGGACUGCUGCACCAACUACAAGACCAUUUGCCAAGGAGAAAUCCCGUGGGUGACCGAAGCCUGUGCCACAUCUCAAGAGCCCCAGUGCCCAGAAGGGUUUGACCUGCCACCGGUGAUCUUGUUUUCCAUGGACGGCUUUAGAGCUGAGUAUUUAGAAACAUGGAACACUCUGAUGCCAAAUAUCGACAAAAUGAAGAACUGCGGAGUCCAUUCAAAAUACCUGAGAUCAAUGUAUCCUACCAAAACCUUCCCAAAUCACUAUACUAUUGUCACGGGCUUGUAUCCGGAAUCCCACGGCAUCGUUGACAACAACAUGUAUGAUGUAUACCUCAACAAGAAUUUUUCACUCUCUUCAGCGGAGAAAAAUAAUCCCGCCUGGUGGGGUGGGCAGCCGAUUUGGCUGACAGCAAUGUAUCAAGGUUUAAAGGCUGCUGCCUAUUACUGGCCCGGAUCAGAUGUGAAGGUUGAUGGCUCCUUCCCCACCAUCUACAUGAAUUACAACAGUUCUGUCCCAUAUGAAAAGAGGAUCUCUACAUUGUUAAAAUGGUUGGAUCUGCCCAAAGCUGAAAGACCCAGUUUUUAUACCUUAUAUGUGGAACAACCCGAUUCUGCAGGACAUAACAGCGGGCCAGUCAGUGCUGGGGUGAUUAAAGCCUUGCAGUUAGUCGAUGAUGCCUUUGGAAUGCUGAUGGAGGGUCUGAAGCAGAGGGGUUUACACAACUGUGUCAAUAUAAUCCUUCUGGCUGAUCACGGGAUGGACCAGACCUACUGUGACAAAGUGGAGUACAUGACAGACUAUUUUCCUAAAAUUAACUUCUAUAUGUACCAAGGACCUGCCCCCCGAAUCAGGGCUUCUAACAUACCGGAGGACUUCUUCACCUUCAAUUCCGAAGAAAUUGUCAGGAACCUCAGUUGCCGAAAACCCGAUCAACAUUUCAAACCCUAUUUGACUCCUGAUUUGCCAAAACGACUGCACUAUGCCAAAAAUGUCAGAAUCGACAAAGCUCAGCUCCUGGUGGAUCGGCAAUGGCUGGCUAUGAGGAGGAACACGGGUUCAGGCUGCGGUGGAGGCACGCACGGCUACAACAACGAAUUCAAGAGCAUGGAGGCAAUUUUUUUGGCACAUGGACCCAGCUUUAAAGGGAAGACUGUUAUCGAACCGUUUGAAAACAUUGAAGUGUAUAAUCUCCUGUGCGAUCUGCUACGCAUUCAACCAGCACCAAACAACGGUACUCACGGUAGUCUCAAUCAUCUGCUGAAGGUGCCCUUUUAUGAGCCAUCGCAUGCAAGAGAGUUGUCAGCAUCUUCCAGCUGUGGCUUUACCACUUCCUCGCCUGCAGACACACUGGGCUGCGCAUGCCCCGAGUUAAAGCCUACUGAUCUAGAAAAAAUGAAUCAAAGACUAAACCUCACAGAAGGAGAUGUCGCAGCAACAGUGAAAGUAAAUUUGCCCUUUGGGAGACCCCGGGUGAUACAGAAGAACAAAGAGCACUGUCUCCUUUACCAGAGCGGAUACAUCAGUGGGUACGGAAAAUCGCUGAAGAUGCCCAUGUGGAGCUCUUACACGGUGCCCAAACCGGGAGACACAUCACCUCUACCUCCCACGGUCCCAGACUGUCUGCGGGCUGAUGUCAGGGUUGAUCCUUCUGAGAGCCAAAAGUGUUCCUUCUAUUUAGCAGACAAGAAUAUCACCCGUGGCUUCCUCUAUCCUCCGGCAAUCGGAGGAAAUGAGAGUCAAUAUGAUGCUUUAAUUACAAGUAAUUUGGUCCCAAUGUAUGAAGAAUUCAAAAAAAUGUGGGACUACUUCCAUGAGGUUCUCCUUUUAAAAUAUGCUGCAGAAAGAAAUGGAGUGAAUGUGGUUAGUGGACCAAUAUUCGAUUAUAAUUAUGAUGGCCAUUUUGAUGCCCCAGAAGAAAUCACACAAUACGUAGCUGACACCGAUGUUCCUAUCCCCACACACUACUUUGUGGUGCUCACGAGCUGUAAAGACAAAACCACGGCGCCCGAGAGCUGCCGUGGGUGGCUGGAUGUCCUGCCUUUCAUCAUCCCGCACAGACCCACCAACAUGGAAAGCUGUCCUGGAAACAAAACAGAAGACCUUUGGGUUGAAGAGAGAUUUCAAGCACACAUUGCCCGGGUCCGUGAUGUGGAACUCCUUACUGGCCUUGACUUUUACCAGGAACAUCCACAGCCUGUCUCUGAAAUUUUGCAACUGAAGACAUAUUUACCGACAUUUGAAACCAUUAUUUGAAUGAAUGAAUGAAUGAAUGAAUGAAUAAAGCAAUUUGCCAAAUCAGAGAAUUUUUUUUCUGUCAAAGAACAUCAUAAAAUAAAAUUUUCUAUUUUUCCUUAAUUCUUAAAGUCAUAUUAUACAUUUGUAUUAUAAUUUAUCUAUUUUAUUUGUUCUUUUCCCCUCCUCAUCUAUGGGCACCUAUGGGCUGGUGCCCAAAGUGGCCAGAAGAGGGCGCUGGAUGCGCUAGAACUACAAGUUACAGGGCGUGAGAGCUGGUGGUGUGAGUGCUAGGAAAGGACCCUGGGUCCUUUUCAAGAGCAACAAGUGAUCUCAGACAGGGCGCCCCUUCCAGACGUCCGGCAAUGUGAUGAUUUUCUACGAGCAGACAGGAUUCCUUGCAUGCUCCUCCGUUCCAACAAUGGCUCCACUCUAGCUGGUAAUUUGUGGGCAUUAGACUGCUCCAUGCGGAGAUCUGUGCUAAAUGUUUGCAAUCCUGAGCUGUGCAUGGCCCUGGAAACCUGGUUAGCCUACAGGAAUCUCUGGUAAACUGUUGAGAGCUUGAUCUAGGAAUAAAAAGGCCAGGCUGAGAAAAAUGAGUCAAUCUGUGUGUCACCUAGAGAUUAUGUAACGCCGUUACCUUCCUUUUGUGCCUCGUAAUUAUAAAGAAUUAGGUAGGCCAGGGUAGGGAUGCGUGCCUUUAACGUGCACGUGGGAUGCAGAGGCAGGAGAAUCACGGUGACCUUGAGGCCAUCCUGGUCUGCACAGUGAGUUCCAGGCCAGCCAAGGCUACACAAAGUGAGACCCUGUCCCAUGAGAGAGAGUGGAGAGAGAGGCGAGAGAGAGAAAAGAGAGGUGAGAAAUAUUCUGAAGGAAUGAAUACCACAAUUUAAAGGAUUGUGGAGUUAAACGGAAUUGCAACUUCAACUCUGAUUUCUCAGUAUGCCAUCCGUAUUCUACCAUAAGAUUUUACCUUUUAAAUCUGAGAAUGUAAAUGCUAAAGUUAGCUGCAAUGAUUACUUAGAAAGACUAUGGAAUAUAUGGAAAAGUUGCGAAAGGAGCAUGAAGUGGUCUUGUGUAACUUUCAUUUGCACUUCACCAACUGUGAACAUUUGCACUUUGUAUGUAUAUAUUAUACAUGUGUGUAUACAUUACAUAGUAACACGUAUGUAACCAUAUUAAAAGAGCUCUGUGAAACUA